AUUCGUCACACCACCCAACCAAUGUAAAAAGAAAGCAUCGGGCAAUGGAAUGACUACGACCACAAGUGGAUGCUGCGCAUGAUAUGCGGUUUACUUUUGACACAGGUGGAUAUCAGUUUUCGCCGGUCAGAACUCCGAUCAAAUUAUAUAUUGGACAGAAGUUGCUCGGUUGGGAGAAAAUGAGCACGGAUUGUCAGCAUAAAAGUGGAAGAAAAUGGUUACUAGUGAUUGCUGUUUUAAGUGUUCUGGUAACAUCAAAGGUUUAUGCUCUUGAGUUCAGCUUGGAUCAUAAAUCAGAUGAAAGUAGUGCUAUCACCACUCUCGUUUCCAUUGAAGCGACAACCAUGGACGAAGCGACUCAAACGGAUAGUACGGAUUUAUACGAGGGAACUACGGACGUAACCGAGAGCUGGACAACAGAUACAACGGAGGAUGGAUUAGAACAGGAGGCCACGUUUCGCAAAUUGAAUUGUACUGAGUGCAAAUGUGGCAACCGAGAUUCACUGGGCAAAAUUGUCGGCGGAUCAACCAGCAAGGAGAACGCCUACCCCUGGAUGGUAGCCCUGUACUACAGGGACCGAUUUACGUGUGGCGGUUCACUGAUAACUGAUCGCUAUAUCCUAACGGCUGCGCACUGCGUAUUCCGGUUGAGUCCAGCCCGCUUCCGUGUUCAACUUCUGGUGCACAACCGCACCCAACCGACGACGAACUCGGUGGAACGGAGCGUCAAAGCCAUCAAGACGUUCUUCUACAGUGGGUUGUCCAACAACAAUGACAUUGCACUGAUGGAGUUAACCUUCCCGGUAACGAUCGCGGAGGAUCAUCUGGUACCGAUAUGUUUGCCUCAGACCAAUGACGCCUUGUAUGAUGGGAAGAUGGCCGUCGUUACGGGUUGGGGUAAAACUGCGUACGGAGGGUUGUCAGCUACGUUACAGGAACUGGAGGUGCCGAUAUUGACUAAUUCAAGGUGCCGGAGGGCGGGCUAUUGGUUGUUCGAGAUCACCAAUCGGAUGCUUUGUGCGGGGUACAUAGAAGGCGGGAGAGACUCGUGCCAGGGAGACAGCGGUGGACCUCUUCAGGUAUAUAACAAUGAAACGCAUCGUUACGAGUUGGUUGGAAUUGUGUCCUGGGGAAGAGCUUGCGCACAAAAGAACUAUCCUGGAGUGUACACAAGAGUCAAUAAGUUUCUGCGUUGGAUUAACAACAAUGUUAAAGAUUCAUGCAUUUGUACGUAAUAAAACUGUUAAUCUAUUUUGACUGCCAUCGAUUUUAUAGAA
Armigeres subalbatus is the source of this 1277-nucleotide messenger RNA. RefSeq names its product serine protease hepsin-like. The transcript is spliced from 4 exons. Gene Ontology annotation, biological process: proteolysis. Gene Ontology annotation, molecular function: serine-type endopeptidase activity. The record is from RefSeq and is a predicted model, not a curated record. The coding region runs from base 84 to 1235 and encodes 383 amino acids. Lineage: Eukaryota; Metazoa; Arthropoda; Insecta; Diptera; Culicidae.